This is a messenger RNA of Physcomitrium patens, 714 nucleotides long. NCBI's taxonomy places the organism in Eukaryota, Viridiplantae, Streptophyta, Bryopsida, Funariales, Funariaceae. The record is from RefSeq and is a predicted model, not a curated record.
CAUGGAAGGCUACCAGGUGCUGAGAUUGGAGGACUGCGUUGAGUACGCCGACAUCUUUUGCACUACGACCGGUAACAAGGACAUCAUCAUGGUGAGCGACAUGAGGAAGAUGAAGAACAACGCCAUCGUGUGCAACAUUGGGCACUUCGACAACGAGAUCGACAUGGAGGGGUUGGAGACGUUUCCCGGGGUGAAGAGGAUCACCAUCAAGCCGCAGACGGACAGGUGGGUGUUCCCGGACACCAAGAGGGGUGUGAUCAUCUUGGCGGAGGGGCGUCUGAUGAACCUGGGAUGCGCCACCGGUCACCCGAGCUUCGUGAUGUCGUGCUCAUUCACGAACCAGGUGAUCGCCCAGUUGGAGUUGUGGAACGAGCGCACGAGCGGCAAGUACGAGAAGAAGGUGUACGUGUUGCCGAAGCACUUGGACGAGAAGGUCGCUCUGUUGCAUUUGGAGAAGCUGGGCGCCAGGCUGACGAAGUUGAGCGAUGAUCAGGCCUCGUACAUCAACGUGCCGGUGGGAGGCCCAUACAAGCCCGCCCACUACCGUUACUGAAGGGCCUCUGCAACCAGGCUUGGUUGGGGUGUUUGUAGGCUGCGGUACACUUUUGCUGUUUGUUUCUGAGAGCAUCUAACUUGUCGUGACCGAUUGGGGGGUCGACAAGGAUGACGUUUUUUUAAAAAAGAGAAAGUUAAAAACCAUUUAUUUUUGAUACA